Betta splendens (Siamese fighting fish) is the source of this 5890-nucleotide messenger RNA. RefSeq names its product SH3 domain binding kinase 1 (gene sbk1). Gene Ontology annotation, molecular function: ATP binding; protein serine/threonine kinase activity. The record is from RefSeq and is a predicted model, not a curated record. The transcript has 4 exons. Bases 871 to 2181 code for a protein of 436 amino acids. Gene Ontology annotation, biological process: peptidyl-threonine phosphorylation; peptidyl-serine phosphorylation. NCBI's taxonomy places the organism in Eukaryota, Metazoa, Chordata, Actinopteri, Anabantiformes, Osphronemidae.
UGAAGGACAGCUGCUCGGGCAGUGGGUAAAAUGGAAGUCUUUCAUCGCUCUUUCCUAAUGAGGACAGUUGGCAAAGUCACCGUGUGAAGUACCUGAGGCUGUUGAAUUAUGCAAAAGUGGAGCAGCGUGCUCCUCCCGAACAUGAAUCAAAAGCGAGAGCGCAUAAACACGUUGCGGUGGGAUUCUUGUCGCACGGGAGGCGUCCGGGCGCUAGGACCCGGGACACGUGAGCGUAUUAGUUUGCCAGAGGGUGGAGACGGUGAACAAUGAAGGGGCUCACCGGUAGGACCAGCAGCGAGCGGAACAUCUGAGAGCAACCUCCCAUCAAGCCCAGGGUCCCUGCGGACCGACGGACAAAGCGGACGGACCUGUGGACCGCGGCAGGAGGACGCCGAACGCCGAGGAGGAGCCGGGACCCGCAGGUUGAUCCACGCACGCCGCGCGGAGCAGACCCCCCCCCCCCCCUUGCGUGGACGUGAAUGACUGGCCUGGUUGCGGUGUUUGUGUGGCGGUGAACUGGGUCACGCAGACCGACUGGAGGAGCGCAAGAUCAACAUGCGCCCUCCUCGCGCCGCUCGGCACGGCGAGAUGGUGGGCGCUCAGAGGAGGGACCCCAGCCUGCGCCUCCGCCUCAGCAUCCAGCAGACGAUGCUGUGAUUGAAAGUCUCCCAACUCAAGAGCAUCUCCAGAAACAGGACGUCGGCCGGUCCCCGUUCGUGCGUCGGUUCGCUUUUCCGAAGGACAUGCACGUUUCUCUCUCCGCACCGUUGACUGACUGGUAACGAGCGAGCGAGAGGCGCCCGUCAGUUCGCCCGCACACCUCAGCGGAUCAGCGUGGAGCGGAGUGGAGCGGCUCCGCGCGCCGUGCGGAUGCAGGACCACGGAGGAGAGAGACAGGUCGCCAGCAGUCUGCCCCACAGCGUCAAGGCGAGCCUGUCUCUAUCCCCGUCCGGGCCGGGGCGGGUGGGCAGCGGCGGGGGCUCCCCCACCUCCAAAAUGGGCUACUGCGGCGGGGCGCCCGUGGAGGACAUGCAGGCCCUGGCCAUCACCUCGCUGUCGGCGGCGGACGUGGCCAAACAGUACGAGCACAUACGCGAGCUGGGGAAGGGCACGUACGGCAAAGUGGACCUGGUGGCGCACCGGACGCAGGGCACCAAAAUGGCGCUGAAGUUCGUCACCAAGAGCAAGACGAAGCUGAAGAGCUUCCUGCGGGAGUACAGCCUGACGGGCUCGCUCGGCUGCAGCCCCUUCAUCAUCAAAGUCCUGGACGUGCUGUUCGAGACCGAGGACUGCUACGUGUUCGGACAGGAGUACGCCCCCGCCGGGGACCUCUUCGACAUCAUCCCCCCGCAGGUGGGUCUACCGGAGGAGAUGGUCAAACGCUGCAUGCAGCAGCUGGGACUGGCCCUGGACUUCAUGCACAGCAAAAACCUGGUCCAUCGCGACGUCAAACCCGAGAACGUGCUCCUGUUCGACCGCGAGUGUCGCCGCAUCAAGCUAGCGGACUUCGGCAUGACCCGGCGCGUGGGCUGCCGCGUAAAACGGGUCAGCGGCACCAUCCCCUACACGGCCCCGGAGGUGUGCCGGGCCAGCCGCACAGACGGCUUCCUGGUCACCACCAGCCUGGACGUGUGGGCCUUCGGCGUGCUGGUGUUCUGCAUGCUAACGGGCAACUUCCCCUGGGAGGCCGCCAUGGCCGCCGACGCCUUCUACGAGGAGUUCCGCCGGUGGCAGAAGGCGGGCUGCCCCGCCGGCACCUACCCGUCCCAGUGGCGCCGCUUCACCGACGACGCCCUGCGCAUGUUCCAGAGGCUGCUGGCCGCCGAGCCGGAGAAGCGCUGCGGCGUCAAGGACGUCUUCUGCUUCGUCAAGUACGAGCUGGUCAGCGAGCUCCGGCGCCGGGCGUCCUGCCGAGCCAAGAGGGGCGAGAGGUCCAGCUCGGGGGCGUGCGCCGGCAGCUGCUCUUCCUCUUCCUCCGCCGCCUCGGCGCGUUCCUCCCACAGACACCCCGAGCCCUCCACCCCCCCAGGAACAUCCUGCCUGCGCCCGGCGCCGCUCAAGCGCAGCGUUCUGUCUGACCCGCUGUCUCCGAGAGACGAGUCUGGACAGCACCCAUCUCCGGGACGAGACAAGAACAAAAGCCAGAUGGUGAUGGCAACGGCGAUCGAAAUCUGUGUGUGACUACACUAAUGCGAGCACUGGAGACUAGAUGGCUUUUCACAGUAAUAACAAGCCGUGAGGAGGUGUUAAUGACUGCCACUGAGGCUCCAGUGAAAAGGGGACUGUACUUCAGCCAUGAAAGAGAAUCUCAGGAUCACAUCCCCGGCUGUGGAAAUGGACAUCAUCAAUCAGCGGUACACACUCGGACAGCUCUCCACUUGCACACGGCGUUUAGGGUUUUGAUUUGCGACCAAAGACUGCUUCCCAAAGCGAGUAGCCGUUCAGGAAGCGUUUAACCAUCGGCUAAUGAUGCUCCUCCUCUCAGCAGCUCGUUCUACCAUCCAGACACUCGUGGGGUUUUUUGUCCAUACACUGUGGUGGUGCUAAUGAUUAUAUAAUUAGACUCCAUAGAAGCAGACUCUGUGUUUCUGUGGCUUUACUUUAGUGUUUAUCUCCAGGGAGGCCACAGUUUCAUUCACUAAGGUGAUACUGACUGAUUUAGGGGCCAGUGAUCUGAGUCCACUGCGUUACUGCCAGUUUCCAGACUUCCAAUACGUAAAAUUACAAAUAGAUUUUUUUUCAGAAGAAACCCUCAUGGAAAAAAAGAAGAACCACAAUGUAGCAGUUCAUAUGAAACGUCCUUUCACGCCGGUGUCUAGACUGAGAGACGGCUUCUCAGUGACAGGCAUCACCUCAGGACACUUCAGUGGGUCACUUCCUGUUUUAUAAUUAAUGGAAAUCCAUUGACUGGCUGGGAAACGCGUCUGCCGCUUUUCAAACAUUCACUUCCACUGAAAACGGAACGGGGAGAGGAAGGCGAGCGCAGCGCUGCGAACGCCGGAGCGGAGAGGAAAUGUCUCUUCACUGUUCCUUUUGUACCUGUUUGUGCGUGUUUGGUUGUGUGUGGGCGCGCGUUCCAAAUGCUAAAGCACAAGACUUUUGUAAAGGAGGGGAGCUCUCGGAGCCAAUUCUGAGUCUGUACUGUAAAUAAUUUGAUAUUUCCGGGCGUGUACCCUGAUAUCAGGUAGUUCAGCCAUGUAGCUAAUCGUUUUCUACAGCAACAGGGGUCUUGGUGUUGGACAGUUCCCGCUGGGGCAACACAGUAUGUAGCAAUGAAAUAUGACACAAUGUACAGUCUAUUGUAACAAAUGAAAUAUAUAGAACAACGCUCUAGAGCCCAUUAUAAUGUCUGACAUGGUUCCGUAGCAUUUUGUGGAUUGGGGUUCACUUCAUUGUGACAGAAAUCAGUCCAUAGACGUCAGUCAUCUCUUCAUAUUCCCAUCUCAAUCGCCGGGCUUCCCAGUUACAGUACGAGUCAGUGCAGCCCAUCCUGCCUCCACUUAGUCCAUGGGCAGGUGCAUUGGAUUAGGAGGACGCGGCGCUAAACGCGUGAUCCGCUGAAACGCUGUCGAACACCCCGCGCUCGCCUGUGAUUCGAUCUGCCCCUCUCUCUCUCUCUCUCUUUCUGGGAAGGCAUCCAGAGAUAUCAGUGGGAGCCAGAGCCGCGGUGCUCACUCACGGGUGACCCCGGUGUCAGCGAGUGAUGUUACGUGAGGCGUCAGCCGAGCCUGACCGGCGCCGCGGCCGUGUGCAGCUUUCAAACAAAAAUUCAUAAUCAGAGAAGAACCUUCAGUAAACCACCAGCAUGUGGACCCCUUGGUGGGCUGCUCGUGACUAUUAUUUACUGUAUCCUGCCUAGAUUUCAUUAUUUAUGUGACUCAGGUGUGUGUUUGUAUGUACUUCCUUUAAUUCCCUGCUCCUUUCAUGACAGCCCGUCAGCUCGGUCGCUAUGACGACAGCAGCAGAGCUCCUCGGGUUUAGCUCCUGUCCUCAUCUUGAGCAUCAAGUCUAAUUUAGCCCAAGUGGGAUAACUGGGCACGGAACCCCUCUCCCGCCACCCACAGCUCGUCCUGGCAGUGGCUUAGCUUCUUAUACGAGAUGAUUUCAAUUCCACAGAUGCACAUUUGCCUGUAUUUUACGAGCCAGUGCCCAAACCAAAUCCUUAUUCAGACAUUGGGCAUAAUCAAAGCUGCUCAUGCUUCUUAUCGUUUGCUUUGUCUCCUUCCACUUUGAUUCUUCGGUGGUGACGGGACUGAGGCUGGAGCCUCGUCAGAGGGGAUCGGUGUGUUGCUGCUGUAACGGCGUCCGCUUUGGAAGAAUUGGCGAGACAGUAAUUUGUCAUUAGACUGGAGUGAAGACCCAAUCAGUCAUGCACUCUACCACUUUUAUUGUUGAUCUCUCUGUGUGAUAAUGCAGAAAGUGCGUGAAAAUAUAGUUUAUUUAUGUAGUCCUUACUCACAAAAAGCACUUUACAUAGUGAAGACCUCAGAAGGUUCUACAGAAAACUUAUAAACUAUAUUAUUAUAUAAAUGACUCCCUUUAACAGAAGGAGCAUCCUGCAGAACCUGGCUCAGGUUGAACAGCCAUCUGCCUCCGCUCACCUCCAGAGAAAGAGUCUUAACUCUGUUUUUGGGUCUCAAACUUAAAGUGGGAGCUGGUUCCACUCAUGCACUGCCCCCCAUUCCACAUUCGGAAACUCCAGGAACUACAAGAAGACCUGCAGGCGAUCUAUCCGGAUAAUGUCUUUAAGAUAUGAUGGCGAAGGAUCAUUAAGACCUUCAUGUGUAAGGAGGAGGAUUAAAGAAUCCAUUUUAGAUCUUAGAGGGAUGUGGGAGAAAUAGCAUCUCUCCUGCUAAUUCCUCAGCGCUGGGCUGCAGCAUUUUGGAUUAACUGGAGGCUUAUUAGGGACUUAGAGGCAUCCUAUUAGUAUGAAAUCACCGUAGUCCAGCCUACAAGUAAUAAAAAUGUGGAUGCCGGUAAAUUUAGCAAUAUUCCUCAGGUGAAAGAGCCGGUUUGAGAGAUUUCCUUUUUAUAUGAGAUUAAGAAAGUAAUCUUGUUGAAAAUUAGCGAGAGCAUCUGAGGUUUGUAGAACAACCUACAGAAAACUACAGGACAGGGUUUUAAGACUCAUCUGCACUUCAAUGUAAAUGUGUGUCAGAAUAACUAAGUUCAGGCAGACAUUAUUAUUAUAGAUGCACUAGAUCUAAAAAAAACUCAGAAAUUUGAAAAAGGACUUAAAACACAAAUCACUUCUAGGGAUCUUGUUUUUCCAGUUUAGUUGAGUGGGGCUCUUUAACAUGCAGUAUACAUCUGUCUGAGAACUGAUUAAUAAGCUUGAGUGGAAGGUUGCUGCUACUCCUCCACCCCGACCCAUGCUUGUAGGAAUAUAACCAUUAAUAUGACCUUUGGGGGGGUUGGCUUGUUUUUAACUGUGUUGUACUUUCAAUCAUCAGUCUCCAGCAACAUCUCUGCAUCUUGGGCUUCUCUCUGCAUUGCAGUACUUUGUCAUCUAGUCACAUCACAUACAAGAUUAAAAACGUCAUGCAUAGUGAUGUAACACGUGUUAUAUGAGCAGGACAUAACUGAUUACAUGUACGCCCCACUUCAACUGAUGCCGGUUCGUGUAUCAUUAGACUAUUUGUUGUUGCACAUUGCACUGUUCCUCGUGGACUGUUAUGACAGGAGCUGUCGACUUUAGCGACGAGGCGUCAAAUUUUCAAAAGUCUUAUUGAAGCUCUAGAGAGUAGCCUUCCCAUUUUUACUGAUCAAAACUGUUUUCUGCCAGAAAAGUGUUGUUGUAGAUUUUAAUGUAAAUACCUAUGUAUUGUGUCUUUAACGGAAAAGAAUAAACAUCAUGUUAUUAUAUGGUAAAAUAAAUUUAUGCACCAUA